UUUGGCGCAGUUGCUUAUGCUAGGUUUCAUGCUGAAGACACAUCAUAUUGCUCUCUGUUAUACGCGAAGUCGAGAGUAGCCCCUCUGAAAUCAGUGUCGAUACCGCGACUGGAGCUAUCGGCAGCCAUGUUGGGGACAAGGUUAUAUGAAGAUUUAACUGAAGGAGCUCACAUGAGUUUCGAUAAAGUUGUGUUUUGGACUGACUCUACGACGGUUUUGUACUACAUAAAUGACUCAUCUAAAAGAUUCAGCACCUUUAUUGCCAACCGACUGUCGGUCAUACAGGAAUUAACUGAGCCCAGUCAGUGGAAGCAUAUCAAAUCAGAAUGCAAUCCGGCAGACCUGCUGUCUAGAGGCACUACAUCCGUAACAUCCUUGAAGCGCUGGUUUCUUGGCCCAGAAUUCCUACUGAGUGUCGAGGAUGAGUGGCCUGAGUUUUGUCCGAGUUCUGAGCCAGCCAACUUAGAAUUGAAACGUUCCACCGCACAGGUUUGUGCGACAUCAAGUGCAACACCAUUAUCGCUCCUUAUCAGCAGAUAUUCCGACUGGACUAAGUUGCUAAAAGCGGUGGUGUGGUUAUCACGAUUCAAGCAGCAGCUUUACGUCCGCAGACAGGGAGCUGCUGGGGCCGCGCAACCCAAUAGACUAAUUACCCUGUCUGAACUCAACCGAGCAGAGUGUGAUGUCAUCCGGCUUGCGCAACUCGAAGCUUAUGGAACAGAGUUGGAACGGCUUGAAAAGGCGAAUGCAGACCCAACAGCGUCUAAGAUGGAGAUACGGCGAGGUCCUUUGGCCCGUCUCAACCCCGUACUGCGCGGUGGCCUCCUUUGUGUUGGUGGCCGGCUGGCGUAUUCGGAGUACGACGCUGCAUUCAAGUUCCCGGUUAUCCUGCCACCUAAACACGCUGUUACUGAACUUUUGAUCCGAUUUUAUCAUUCGAUGGAAGGUCACUCGGGAGUUUCUCAGGUCCUGGCGAGCUUGCGCCGUAAAUAUUGGAUCGUUCGCGGGAUGUCGGCAGUGAAACGGUUGAUAGGGGCUUGUUGGGUAUGCAAGAAACGGCUUGCUACCACCGGUGAGCAGCUGAUGGCGCCAUUGCCGUUAGCUCGGGUGGAACGUGGGUGGCACCCAUUCAAAUCGGUCGGCGUGGAUUACUUUGGCCCAUUUCUUGUUAAACACGGGCGAAAGCAGGAAAAGCGGUACGGGUGUCUAUUUACCUGUCUACAAGCGAGAGCCGUACAUCUUGAGAUUUCCCAUACCUUAACUACCGACUCGUUCAUUAUGGCCUUGAUGCGAUUUGUCUCCCGUAGAGGGACUCCGGUCGAAAUAUUCAGCGACAACGGCAGCAACUUCGUAGGCGUCGUAUCAGAGUUGCGUACUGCUGUCAAGGGGUGGUCCCAAGCAAGAAUCAAUGAUAGACUCCUUAGCAUGGGAGUCCAAUGGCACUACAACCCUCCAAUGUCCAGCCAUAGGGGGGUAUAUGGGAGCGCAUGAUCAGGUCUGUUAGGAGGGUGCUGUUAUCGAUUGCGACACAACAGACGCUUAAUGAGGAAGCGCUCAGUACUCUGUUUGUUGAAGCGGAGCGCAUCAUCAACAGCAGGCCGUUAGUACCUUUGACAUCGGACCCAAACGACCGUAUGGCCCUUACCCCCAACGAUUUACUGAUACUGCGACCUAAUGCAUCGCAUUUCCUUGCGGCUUCUCUAACCGAAGAAUAUAGACGCUGUUGGCGGCAAUUCAAUUACCUGACAGCGUUGUUUUGGAAAAGAUGGGUCGCAGAGUACUUGCCCUUGUUACACUCCAGACAAAAGUGGCUGCGAAGGAUUCGAAACUUCAGACCUGGGGAUGUAGUUUUGGUCUCUUCCGAAACCGGUACACGUGGCACGUGGCCCAUGGGGAUUGUUGACCACUGUAUAGGUUCUGAAGACGGGCUUGUCAGGACUGCAGUUGUUAGGACCAAGAAUGGGCUGAUCACAAGGGAUAUACGAAAGUUGUGUUUGCUAGAAGGGAGCGACACGAGUGGGGAUGUAGUUCCGGCUAUUGGCUCUCCGCAGGCGGGAGACGGGUUUCGGCCUGUCGCACCAGGGAGGACCGCUGUGAGUCCAAUAGCCGAAGUGGGGGGCCUCUGGCGUACCGGUGUAAGUCCUUUGGCCCCCUAGCGUGGAUGGAGCCGGCGUAGGGCGUUCCAGAGCAGAAACAUCCGACAUCUUCAAUGGAAAAUCCGGAUCGGAUUUUGGUGGGCAGUGUAGAAAGAACUUUGACCACCCCAGUCUCUCCCAUGUUGAAUGCCCAGUUCUACAUUGCUCGGCCGUCUGGAUCGAUUAUGUUUGCUAACUCCCUUACUUUCCAUUCCUUUGUUCUCUGCCCCGAUGCUCUUAGCGAGUGACUCCGGUGACUCAUCUUAACUUCACCCCGCCCCCAUGGACCUGUCAUUGUUCUCUUGACAUAAGCGAUUUUGUGUUCCCACAACUCAUGUAUCCAGUGUGGCAGGUCUGUCUGUCCUCAGCCCGUUCCCGUUGGCGGACGCUUACGAUUGGCUCAAUUGCCUUAUCAUAACUUCGGUCUCACCUCUAUGUCCAUUUGUUUCGUGUGCACCUUGGCUUACGGACCUUUUGUGGAACUGAUUGAAAUCUGUUGGUAAACUUUUGUGUUUGGAAAACCGUUAAGGUAAUUUCUACUUUGGUACGAUGAAUUU
This is a messenger RNA of Dicrocoelium dendriticum, 2692 nucleotides long. The record is from the annotation of a GenBank genome assembly. NCBI's taxonomy places the organism in Eukaryota, Metazoa, Platyhelminthes, Trematoda, Plagiorchiida, Dicrocoeliidae.